AGCAAAGCUGGUCAGACCGAGCGCACAGCGCACAGCUGAUUUUGACGUCGCGAGUAUGACUGACGUUAUUUUGUGUUAUCGCAAAACAUCGCGUAGUUAAGAAUAGGCGUUCUCGCGAUGCGUUUCAUUUAGUAUGACUGCGUUGGCAUAGCACGGUGUUCCCUGCCGGGUGGAUAAAAACGACGAAUACUCGAUCGAGAAGCGUAAGCGGAGUAGACUGAUGAAAUUUUUGAACGCGAAUAACAUACAUCCAAGCAGAGAUUUAUGCUCUGCAAUUUUACGGUUCGAAACGAUAUAAAAUCACCACAGGCGUUGUCAUUUUUACAGCGCAUGACUAUACUCGAGAAUUUCAAUUUUGAUUUUAAUUUUAAUUUUGUUUUCGGGGUUUCAAAUAAGUGUAUGUGUGCGUUAUGCGCAUUUGACGCGAGAUAACGUGCGUGGAGUACUGAAAUGUGUUCCUCCAAGGAAUGAAUUUGGAUAAUUUGAGCUGUGUAGCCUUCACUGCCUUGAGGCGUUCGAGAGUAGCGGUUGAAGAUGGCCGAUUUGAAAAACCUUACACUAGGAGGAGGGAUCAAAUAUAACGGUGACGAACAGGUUCAGUUCAUUGCCAGCGGAAGUCAUCAGGUGACGAUAAGAUCGCCGCCACCAGCUCUGCACCUCGAAAACCUCAACAACGCUGUCAUGGGGGGAUCACAGAACAAUAUUCACUGCAGCUGUAACGGAGCGACGUCUAAUGGGUCAGCGGUGUCUGCGGUGGCAGCCGGAGUUCUCGCGCGAAAAAUCCCUAAUCACAGCGGGGCGAGCCCUGGAGGACAAGGGAAUGGAAAACGUCCCGCGGUAUCGCUCACCCAUCUCCCUAAGCGGCCACCCGUCGACAUAGAAUUCAAAAAUUUAGCCUACAGUGUUUCCGAGGGCAGAAAAAGAGGGUACAAGACUAUUUUAAAAUGUGUAAACGGAAAGUUCAGAUCGGGAGAAUUGACGGCAAUAAUGGGACCCUCUGGCGCAGGAAAAAGCACCCUGAUGAACGUCCUAGCUGGAUACAAGACUUCCCACCUGAGCGGUUCGGUUUUGAUAAACGGAAAGGAUAGAAAUCUUCGCAGAUUUCGUAAAAUGUCAUGCUAUAUCAUGCAGGAUGACCGUCUACUACCUCACCUAACGGUCUACGAGGCUAUGACAGUUUCGGCGAAUUUAAAAUUAGGAAAGCACAUUAGUUUCGCCUCGAAAAAAGUGGUGAUCGAGGAAAUCAUCGACACUCUCGGCCUUAGCGACGCGAGUAAUACCCAAACUCACAGCCUCAGCGGAGGUCAGCGAAAAAGACUGUCAAUUGCUUUGGAACUGGUAAACAACCCCCCUGUGAUGUUCUUUGACGAGCCAACUUCCGGUCUGGACAGUUCGUCUUGCUUCCAGUGUCUCAGUUUACUCAAAUCUCUCAGCAGAGGAGGUAGAACGAUAAUCUGCACGAUCCAUCAGCCGAGUGCAAGAUUGUUCGAGAUGUUCGAUCACUUGUACCUGCUGGCCGAGGGUCAGUGUAUCUAUAAAGGUAACGUGGGUGGACUCGUACCUUUUCUCUCUUCGAUGUGCCUCGACUGUCCGAGUUAUCACAAUCCAGCGGAUUACGUGAUGGAAGUGGCUUGCGGGGAACACGGCGAGUGCGUUCAUAAACUAGUGAUGGCGGUGAAUAAUGGGAAAUGCAACAAUUAUCAGCAUCAUCAAGCAGCUCUCGCUGCUGCUCAAACGGUGUCGAAUGAUAUAGCGAAGAAGUCACCGCCUCAGGAUCAAACUAAACCGGAAGCAUCGGCGUUAAUUCCGAAUGGGGUAGCCAAAACACCAGGAGGUGCUACUGUGAUAAACGUACCUGUCUCUUGUACAACAUCGUUGCUGGACAGUGCCGAAAGUAUAGAGCAAAAGGUCGGCUUUCCAACGAACGGUUGGACACAGUUUUGGAUACUUUUGAAAAGGACGUUUUUAUCACAGAUAAGAGACAUGACUUUGACAAGAGUAAGGCUGAUUUCACACAUAAUCGUCGGAUUUUUAAUCGGCGCUAUCUACUACGAUAUAGGAAACGAGGCUUCUAAAGUGAUGAGUAACGCAGGUUGCGUUUUUUUCACAGUUAUGUUCCUCAUGUUCACCGCUAUGAUGCCCACUAUCCUUACUUUUCCUGUAGAGAUGGCGGUCUUCGUCAGGGAACAUCUCAACUACUGGUACUCCCUCAAGUCAUUUUACUUUGCAAGAUCGCUUGCUGAUUUACCAUUUCAAAUUCUGUACUCAAUAGCUUAUGUAAUGAUCGUAUACUUCAUGACCUCGCAGCCGUUGGAAGCCGAGAGAUUUUUAAUGUACCUUGCGAUUUGCAUAUUAACAUCGUUGGUAUCACAAUCGAUCGGUUUAUUAAUUGGAGCUGCCAUGAGUGUGGAGAGCGGAGUAUUCAUCGGCCCGGUAACAUCUGUACCGAUAAUAUUAUUCUCCGGUUUCUUCGUCAACUUCGACGCAAUUCCAAGUUAUCUCAAAUUCCUAUCGUACGUGAGUUACAUUCGUUACGGAUUCGAAGGUGCCAUGAUAUCGGUGUACGGUAACAAACGUGCGAAGUUAACUUGUUCGGUUGAUUACUGUCACUUUAGAAGUCCCAAAAAGUUUUUAGAAGAAAUGUCAAUUCAGAACGGAGUCUAUUGGAUAGACGUAGUAGCGCUAUUAGGAUUUUUCAUUGGUCUUAGAGUCAUCGCGUAUUUCGUUCUAAGACUGAAACUAAGAUCCUUGCGUUGACCGACCAACACUCUCUUCAAACUUCUGAGGGAUUUUGCAAGAUUAGCUAAAUUUUUUUUCACGCUUAUAAAUAUGUAGCAUUCCCACCGUCCGCAAGUCAAUCGUAUCAUAACGAUUUACCGGCGAAUGAUUACCGGGUGAAGAAAUUUGAUAAUUAAUCUUUAAGGUAUUUGCUCGUAGUCGAAUCAACGAAUCAAGAGAAGAAAAGAAUAGCACUGGUCUUUCUUUCUGGCAAAGAUUCACCUUCGAUUUAGUUGACUCAUGUAUUUAACUGUGUCCCUUGUAUUUUUUUUUUUUUUUUUUUUUUCAUUCGAACCACCAACUUUGCGCCCUCGGGAAGAAGAAAGAGGGGAAAAGGAAAUUAUUCAACUUUUCGAUCGCGUGUGCGAAUUUGAUGAAACAUGAACGGACGAUUAACUAUCCAGUCGGUGAUGAUCUUAAGGGAGAGUUCGUGGCCCCGCAGGUGGAUUAAAACGAUAAAGAUAAAAUAGUCGAAAGGUUGUUUAUAUCAAUUGGAGUGAGAAUGAUAAUAAGCCACAGCAACAGUCGUAGCAGCAAAGAUGAAAAAUAACAAAUAACAAAUAGGUAAUGCAAAAAAAAUUAUACGAAUCACGAAACUUAAUAAUUGAAUCCAUUAAUCAUUAAGAAUAUUCUGCGUUUAUAUGGUCAUUACAAAUAAAUGCAGUGUACUACAAUUUGUCACUGCCUAGUGAAUAAAGAGGUGUGUAUAUGUAUACCGCGAUCAUCGCUAUUCAACUACUGUAUUCUUACGUACGGUAUAUGCUAUACAAAUCCGUUUAUUCGAUAAUGUCGUACGUGACGGCUGACCCGGUAAAUGGGACGUUGUAUUUGCCGACCAUAAAUUAGGUAAAGACGGUUGCAAUCUGUACUCAUUGUAUAUUUAGCAUAGAAUUUUUUAACUCAAUUAUAAUUCCCAUCUUCGAGUUACAGUAAGAAGCCUGAAUUGUCACAUACGUACCGGAUGGCCUGAGGGACCGUGUGUUAUUAUAUAAAAUAUAAGUACAUGAUAUAAUACUUGAAAUGAAAAAUAUAAAUGUAUAUAUAUGCAGCAAAAGUUACGAGACUAUUGGGAACAAUGAUAAUAAAAUGUGAUCAACUAAUUUGGGCACCAUAAGAGAGAUGACGAGUGUUUUGAAUACGAAUUUGAGAGAAAUAAAUGAAUAAAUAGAAGAUAUUCUAUUCGUGAUUAUCGUAACUGGGUCUUGAAAUUUUCGCUUCGAAGUUUAAAUCUCCAGCACGUUGUUACGAUUUUAUUGUCACCGAUAAAGAGCGUUGCGAAAGUUUCUUCAUUUGCUUUUACUCUCAAGUUUUCCUUUUUUUCAACACUAUGUUCUUAUAUGAUUUACAUUAAACGAGAUUUCAAUGAAAAAUCCGUAGGUCGUCGAUUUUAGGAAUCAGAUUACAGGUACAAAUAGGUAUAAUAUGUAUUUGGGCAAAAAGUUUAGUUACCACCUGACAACAAUAUCGAUAUGGCCGCAGUAAGCAACUGGCCAGGAAUUUAGAUACUAUUAAAUUUGUAUUCCUCUUUAAUUACAUAAUAUUAAACUGAUGAGGAAUUUUCUGAUUUUUUGAAAAUCAUGUCAACAUAAUUUUCUGUCAAACUAACCCGAGUUUUCGGUUAAAGUGUACCCGAGUAGUGCCGUUGUAACGCGUGGAUAACAGUAGAAUGAAUUAAAUGAGAAAAGAAGAUAUGUAGGGAAAAUGAAAGGAAAUGAAAUUGGAAUGUACACGAAAACCUGGGGGGAAUUGUCGUUUUUAUUCGUUUUAAUAACCGACAAGAGGAUCGUGCAUCGGAAUAGAUCGUUCGUAUCUUUCGAAAUAUCUUUAUAGACUGCACAUUAUGCACCGCACAUAUAGCUUUGAUUGAAAGCGUUGACCGAAGAUCCUAUAGCAUAUUCAGUCAAGGUUGAACAUUUUUUCUCACAGAUUGAUUAUCAUAGCUGUGAGUGGAAGGUAGAGCAGAAGCAGCUUCGAGUCGUAGCGUUACCUAUGCUAUUCACUGUAUACGUACUGUUCGGAAAACCUUUUCGCGAGGCCUACACCUGUGUUUCGUUUUAGUCACUCGAUCAAAAAAUUAUCUGCAAACUGCAUCCCUCCCUCUCCCCCUUUCUCUCUCUCUCUCUCUCUCUCUAACAUUAAGUCACAGGUAUAAUUGUGUGUACGCAUCGUACUUUCUUUUCUCAUUCGUUUCCAUUUUUCUCUCAGUGUUUCUGAUGAACUUUUUUCUUUCACUAUAAAUGUUCAAUUACAACGGCUCACUAUAUUGUAAACCUGCAACACCAUAGAAACGGGAACGAGAUUGUUCAUCGUUGAUUAUGAUCUCAAUACAUUAUUGUAUGGAAUAUCGAACCAUGAUUGAAAUGAUUUUUAUUGUUAUAUCAUGAUAUCCGCACCGCGACUAAUUAUCAUGUAAAUAGACAACGAUUAAAACGUAUCUACGUAGAUGUAACGUAUGAUCGCGUAUGUACCUACAUUCGUGUAAUGUAUACUAUUAUACCAUAGUUAUACGGUAUACGUAUGAAGUUAUACAGUGAUGUAAUACACCUUACGUAUAAGUAUACCUAGGCAUGUAUGUUGUACAUAAAUGCUUGUACAAAGUAUCUGCCAGACUUGUGUGACUGGAAUUCGGACGAAACUAGAAAAGAGAGUUCAUACAGUAUUAAUUUGAAAAUACAUGGAAAGCUAUGCUGAUAGUGAAUAUUUAAUUGUCGCCAUCAUAGGAUAGUCGAAUCAAACGGAUAGAAAAUAAGAAAUUCAGCCUACAAUGUGCAGCAUUGAGAUAUCGUUGUUUCAAAUUAAUUUUAAUUCUAUUUUUGUGACGUUGCGAUGAGUACUAAUUCUGGUUUGUUCCUGGCUGGACAUCUUCGGUUUUACAUAAAGCGAAAAGCCCAACCAAUACACGUAUAAUAAGCGUAUAGAAAAUUUGGGAAACAAACGGAACGAAUCGUAACUAAUAUACGUAUACUUUUUGCCAUCCCGUGUUAGCAAAAAAGAGAGCAAGGAAAUUUUUCAUUUCGAAACGGCUAUUCUUUUGCGUCGUUAGCUGCAAAGAACGAUGAAACAGAAAAAUAGGAUCGGGAUGGGGAUGGGGGUCAAUAUCUUGUAAAAAGUUAUAAAACUUACGAAGUAAGAAUAAGAAUAAUAAUUACCUAUGUAUGAUAAUCGAAACGAUAAUAUAGCUGAAUAGAUUUUCCAUAUUUUUAGACUCGCAAUAUCGUUUGAAUUCAUGCAAGUGCGUGCACGUACGAACGUGUCUGGUGAAAAAAUACGCGAAACCAUUAUGAGCAUAUUCACAAGUAUCGCAACGUGCGAACUGUUUACGAUAAUAAUAUAACAAUCUUUUUGGUAUAUAAUGUCACGAUAUAAUUUAACGAUAAUUAUGGCGAUGUUGAGUUCGUUGUAUUUUUAUCAUAUACACUACACGUGUUAUUAUGUUCAAAUCGGUAAUUCAGACGGCGUGGAAUUACUUAUUGAAUCUGCCAUAAGAUAUUAAUAGUCGACAUACAAUCGUUACGAUAUAAUAGUAUAGGUAGGUAUGUAAUAUCAAAAUUUUCUUCUCAAACAAUCGUUACACGCAUUUAUCGUAUAGCACCCGUUGGUUCAUAGAAUAAUUUUUUUUCAUUAGUCCAAAGAGGAAAAAGAGGUUCAAAUGAAACUAACUUCGGCUGGAGUUCACAGUAGUCUCCUCUGGAAUUUACUCUUCAAAUCCUAUGGGGCAAAUAUUCAUUCAAUAUGGUCUUUCGAAAAUGAAGCAAGAUAAAAAAAAAACCAAAAACCCACGGAAUAAUAACAAUGAUAACGAUGUUUGAUAAUAAAUGAAUAGAUAA
Athalia rosae (coleseed sawfly) is the source of this 6605-nucleotide messenger RNA. It is a transcript of the gene Atet, whose product is annotated as ATP-binding cassette sub-family G member 4. Gene Ontology annotation, cellular component: plasma membrane. Gene Ontology annotation, molecular function: ATP hydrolysis activity; ABC-type transporter activity; ATP binding. The transcript has 12 exons. The record is from RefSeq and is a predicted model, not a curated record. The coding region runs from base 535 to 2757 and encodes 740 amino acids. Lineage: Eukaryota; Metazoa; Arthropoda; Insecta; Hymenoptera; Athaliidae.